Messenger RNA from Saccoglossus kowalevskii, 1634 nucleotides. Its product is annotated as phospholipid phosphatase 1-like. Gene Ontology annotation, cellular component: nucleus; plasma membrane. Gene Ontology annotation, molecular function: phosphatidate phosphatase activity. The record is from RefSeq and is a predicted model, not a curated record. NCBI's taxonomy places the organism in Eukaryota, Metazoa, Hemichordata, Enteropneusta, Harrimaniidae. Gene Ontology annotation, biological process: regulation of gene expression; phospholipid dephosphorylation; phospholipid metabolic process.
GGUAGAGACGUUUGUAUGAACUGUUGUUUCUUUUCGUGUUUAUUCUCACGUAAGGCGAUGUAACAACUAGCUUUGAGUCAGGAACAUGUCAGGCGACCAGUGUGAUGUGCCCGACAAGUGUAACGCCAAUAAUAGUGGCAUCGAGAAACAAAUGAUCAGCAAAGUGAAGUAUCGGCAAUGCAGGGUAUGUGACAAACGUUUUAACCACACAGGGCAUCUCAACAAACACAUGAGAAUACAUACUGGUGAGCGACCGUAUCAAUGUGAAGUUUGUGAGAAACGUUUUACCGAGAAAGGCAGUCUCAAAACUCACUUGAGACUGCAUACUACCAACGGGAAACCAUACCAAUGUCAGUUAUGCGAGAAGCGCUUCACCCAGGCAAGCAGCCUCAGAACGCACACGAGAUUACAUACUGGUGAGCAACGAUAUCAGUGUGAGGUCUGUAACAAACGCUUCAACGAGAGAUGCAACAUGAAGAGACACAUGAUAGUACAUACUGGUGUAAAACCAUACCCAUGCAAAGUGUGUGGCAAACAUUUUAAUUUGAGAUCCAACUUGGAUAGGCAUAUGAGAGUGCACACCGGUGUGAAACCACACCCGUGCAAAGUGUGUGACAGACGUUUUAAUUUGAGAUGUAGUCUGGAAAGACACAUGAGAGUGCACACUGGUGAGUACCCAUACAGGUGCCAUGUAUGUGACAUGCGUUUUGCUCAUUCAAGAAAUCUGAAUAUGCACAUGGGAUUGCAUAACAUGGUAGACAACUUAAACACAAACAUCAUUAUACAUACUUCUCACCAACCAUAUCAGUGGACUGUUCACCGUGAUAUGCAGUAUGUUGAGCCAGGAAACUUGAUAACAACUCGGGUAACAACCAUGCUAACAGGAGUGCCAACUGAUCAGCAGCCAUACCCGUAUGUAGUUUGUGACAUGUGUUGUACCAUGGGAGGCAACAUGGGAGUGCUUACUAGCAAUACACCAUACAAACAAUAUUCAUGUGACUGUAGAUUCCUAUAUGGACAGAAAUGGACCAACACUGUAAAACCAGCUAUACACUUCAUUAAUGAUUCAGGAUAUGGUAUUGAGAAAAUAGGAGAAAAUAUUACAGACAUUGGAGUACAUAAAUACCGUGUAAUAUUCAUGUAGUGUUGGGCCUUCAUUUCAUUUUGUGGGAAUUGAAAUGUACUCAGUGCAACAAAGGCAUUCCUUUCAUCUUUAUAAAUAUUCAAACUGAAACGAGCAGUUUUUAUUGGCAGAUUGAAUAACAUUUGCACAUUUUAAAAAUAAUGUUGCACACUGUGCUGCUCGAUUGGCUGGUUGGAUUCAGCUGUCCUUGAAAUUUAUAGAUAUUUCUAAAGAUGAAAGGAAUGGGCUUGUUGUUCUGAGAGUAACUGUUAGGUUUCACUAUCAGUAAAACAAAACAAUAAGACCUGGUAAUCAACAAGAUAGGUCUCUCCUAUAUAUAGUAAUUUAUGUAAGUGCAUACACAGAUGCAAUGCAAGGCAAUUCAUAAACUCUGUGAUGAGUUUUUCUCAUCGUGAGGAUUCUCCCAUCUGAGAACUAGGAGGAUUUGGGAGAAUAAGUCCUAUGGGUUACUAGAAAUGAAAAUUUAAAACUCACAUUCUUUGUUUGUAAU